This is a messenger RNA of Tarenaya hassleriana, 856 nucleotides long. Its product is annotated as 21.7 kDa class VI heat shock protein. The transcript has 2 exons. The coding region runs from base 115 to 738 and encodes 207 amino acids. NCBI's taxonomy places the organism in Eukaryota, Viridiplantae, Streptophyta, Magnoliopsida, Brassicales, Cleomaceae. The record is from RefSeq and is a predicted model, not a curated record.
UUAACUUUUAACAAUCUCUAACUCAUCGCGCUAUAUAAGAACAAAACUAAACAAACCCUAAAAACUCGCACCCACAAAAAAAAAGAACCAUCUUCGUCUUCGGUUCUUGAACAUAUGGCGAGUAGCAGUGGAAACGUCAAGGUAGAGAUCCAUGGCGAAGACAAGACGGCGAACAAGUGGAGCGUGGCUCUUGGAGAAGAAGUUUUCUGGCGAUUUUUGAGCGGCGGAGGAGGAGGAGCCGCCGUUGCUUGGAAGGUAUUUGGGGAAGGAUCUCUAUUCAGCCCUUUCCUUUUUGGGAAAUAUUUCGAUCCGUCGGAUGCGUUUCCGUUGUGGGAGUUCGAAUCGGAGGUGCUUUUGUCCCAUCUCCGUAGCUCCGGACAGUGUAAAGUCAAUUGGUUUCAGACAGAUCACGCUUAUGUUCUUAAAGCUGAACUUCCUGGAAAUGAGAAGAACAACGUGAGAGUGUAUGUGGACAAAGGGAAAGUGGUGGAAAUAAGCGGACAAUGGAAGCAGCAGACGCAAGGGGAGAUGAAUAACAAAAAGACUACAGGAACAAAGGAUUGGAGAAGCGGACAGUGGUGGGAGUGCGGAUACGUCCGCCGCCUCGAACUUCCCGGCGACGGCGACACUUCCGCCGCCGAUGCCUUUGUUUCCUCCGACGACGUCUUUGAGAUUCGCAUCCCCAAGGACACCACCCACGACGCCACUUGUAAGCGCUCCGAAUCCUUGCCACGAUGAUUAUAUGUUUUUUUUUAAAAAAAAAAUAUGUAAUGAUUACAGCAAUAUCUCGAUUCAAUGUGUGAUUGUGUGAUUAGCGAUUUAGGAGCAACGAGAAGUGAAUAUUUCUAAACUAUUA